This is a messenger RNA of Columba livia (rock pigeon), 4371 nucleotides long. It is a transcript of the gene HIPK1, whose product is annotated as homeodomain interacting protein kinase 1. Gene Ontology annotation, molecular function: protein serine/threonine kinase activity; ATP binding; protein tyrosine kinase activity. The record is from RefSeq and is a predicted model, not a curated record. Gene Ontology annotation, biological process: peptidyl-serine phosphorylation; intrinsic apoptotic signaling pathway in response to DNA damage by p53 class mediator; peptidyl-threonine phosphorylation. Bases 237 to 3866 code for a protein of 1209 amino acids. The transcript has 16 exons. Lineage: Eukaryota; Metazoa; Chordata; Aves; Columbiformes; Columbidae. Gene Ontology annotation, cellular component: PML body; nucleus; cytoplasm.
GCGGCGGGGGCGCUCGGGCCCGGGCGGCGGCGGCAGGCGGAGCGGGGGGGGCCCGAGAGGGCGCGGCGGAGCCUGGCGGCGGCGGAGCGGCCUGGGGGCUCCCCCCGGCGUGCGCGGGCCGAGCGGGCCGGGCCGGCGGCCGCGGCGGGGCUAUGAUGCGCCCGCUGUGGGGCUCCGCACCCCCGUGUGUCCCCCAGGCAGGUCCGGCCCGCGGCUGAGAACCCCCCACCGGCGGUAUGGCCUCACAGCUGCAGGUGUUCUCCCCUCCGUCAGUAUCCUCGAGUGCCUUCUGCAGUGCCAAGAAACUGAAAGUGGAGCCCUCUGUCUGGGAUGUUUCAGGACAGAGCAGCAGUGACAAGUAUUACACCCACAGCAAAAACCUCCCAGCAGCUCAAGGGCAAGCCAGCUCCUCUCAUCAGGUAGCCAACUUCAGCAUCCCCGCGUACGAUCAGAACCUCCUUCUCCCCGCUCCCUCAGUCGAGCACAUUGUGGUCACGGCAGCCGACAGCACGGGCAGCAGCACAACCGCGUCCUUCCAGAACAGCCAAACCCUCACUCACAGGAGCAACGUUUCUUUACUGGAACCCUACCAAAAAUGUGGAUUAAAAAGGAAAAGUGAAGAGGUCGACAGCAACGGUAGUGUGCAGAUAAUUGAGGAACAUCCACCUCUCAUGCUGCAAAACAGACCUGCGGUGGGUGCUGCGGCCACAACCACCACGGUAACCACUAAAAGCAGCAGUUCCAGUGGUGAAGGGGAUUAUCAGCUGGUCCAGCAUGAGAUCCUGUGCUCUAUGACAAACAGCUACGAGGUCCUGGAAUUUCUGGGCCGAGGGACGUUUGGGCAGGUGGCGAAAUGCUGGAAACGUAGCACGAAGGAGAUUGUAGCCAUCAAAAUCCUGAAGAACCAUCCUUCCUAUGCUAGGCAGGGCCAGAUAGAGGUGAGCAUCCUCUCUCGCUUGAGCAGUGAGAAUGCUGAUGAAUAUAACUUUGUUCGCUCCUACGAGUGCUUUCAACACAAGAAUCAUACAUGCCUUGUAUUUGAGAUGCUAGAACAGAACUUGUAUGAUUUCUUAAAGCAAAAUAAGUUCAGUCCUUUGCCCCUGAAAUACAUCCGGCCGAUUCUGCAGCAAGUGGCCACUGCCUUGAUGAAGCUGAAGAGCUUGGGGCUGAUACACGCCGAUUUGAAACCAGAAAACAUCAUGUUGGUGGAUCCCGCGCGCCAGCCCUACCGAGUGAAGGUGAUCGACUUCGGUUCAGCCAGCCAUGUGUCCAAGGCCGUGUGUUCCACGUACCUGCAGUCGCGCUAUUACAGAGCUCCCGAAAUUAUUCUGGGUUUACCAUUCUGCGAAGCCAUAGACAUGUGGUCGCUGGGCUGUGUGAUCGCGGAGCUGUUUCUGGGCUGGCCGCUGUAUCCGGGAGCGUCUGAGUACGACCAGAUUCGUUAUAUUUCACAAACUCAAGGCCUUCCAGCGGAGUAUCUUCUCAGUGCGGGAACGAAAACAAGCAGGUUUUUUAACAGAGAUCCGAAUUUGGGAUACCCACUGUGGAGGCUGAAGACCCCUGAAGAACAUGAGUUGGAGACAGGUAUAAAAUCAAAAGAAGCUCGGAAAUAUAUAUUCAACUGUUUGGAUGAUAUGGCGCAGGUGAAUAUGUCUACAGACUUAGAAGGGACUGACAUGUUGGCAGAGAAGGCUGACCGAAGGGAAUACAUUGACUUGUUGAAGAAAAUGUUGACAAUUGAUGCAGAUAAGAGAAUUACUCCACUGAAGACUUUGAACCAUCCGUUCGUCACAAUGACACAUCUCCUGGAUUUCCCACACAGUAACCAUGUGAAAUCUUGCUUUCAGAACAUGGAGAUUUGCAAGCGAAGAGUUAACAUGUAUGAUACAGUGAAUCAGAUUAAGAGCCCGUUCACGACUCAUGUUGCUCCUAAUACAAGCACAAAUCUGACCAUGAGCUUUAACAACCAGCUCAACACAGUACACAAUCAGGCCAGUGUUUUGGCUUCCAAUUCUACUGCUGCUGCUACUCUUUCGCUGGCAAACUCGGAUGUCUCGCUGCUGAACUACCAGUCUGCCCUGUACCCAUCGUCUGCAGCGCCGGUUGCUGGAGUGGCACAGCAGAGCGUUUCCUUGCAGCCCGGAACCACCCAGAUCUGCACGCAAACUGACCCGUUCCAGCAAACGUUCAUCGUUUGUCCCCCUGCUUUUCAAACCGGACUCCAGGCAACUACAAAGCAUUCUGGGUUCCCCGUGAGGAUGGAGAAUGCUGUCCCGAUCGUACCACAAGCACCUGCAGCGCAGCCACUGCAGAUCCAGUCCGGAGUGCUCACACAGGGAAGCUGUACACCACUAAUGGUAGCAACUCUUCAUCCUCAAGUAGCCACCAUCACGCCGCAGUAUGCGGUGCCCUUUACUCUGAACUGCGCAGCCGGCCGGCCGGCGCUAGUCGAACAGACGGCUGCAGUACUGCAGGCCUGGCCGGGGGGAACCCAGCAGAUUCUCCUUCCUUCCACCUGGCAGCAGCUCCCGGGGGUUGCUUUGCACAACUCUGUUCAGCCAGCGGCUGUGAUUCCGGAGACGAUCGGCGGCAGCCAGCAAUUAGCUGACUGGAGGAAUACACAUUCCCAUGGAAAUCAGUACAGCACCCUCAUGCAACAGCCUUCGCUACUGACCAACCACGUGACAUUAGCUACAGCGCAGCCUCUGAACGUUGGGGUUGCUCAUGUUGUUCGGCAGCAGCAAAGCAGCAAUGUGCCAACCAAGAAGAACAAGCAGCCGGCCCCCAGCGCAGCCAAGCCCAGCUCAACUCUAGAGACCGUGCCCUCCCAAGUUUACUCGCUCAUUGGGAGCAGUCCCCUGCGCUCCACCUCCUCCUCUUCCAACGUGCUCGUCCCUGUGCAGGAGCAGCACCAGCCCAUUGUGAUCCCAGACACUCCAAGCCCACCUGUCAGUGUCAUCACCAUCCGCAGCGACACUGAUGAGGAAGAGGACAGCAAAUACAAACCUGCCAGUUUGGGCAUGAAGCAGAGAUCCAAUGUCAUCAGCUACGUGACUGUUAACGACUCCCCUGAUUCCGACUCCUCCCUGAACAGCCCCUACGCCACAGACCCCCUUUCCUCUCUCAGGAGUACGGGCAGUGCCCUGGAGCAGAGCAGAGGAGCGGCUGACAGCUCCAGCUCUCGGACCAUCAUCGUGCCACCGCUGAAAACACAGCUCAAUGACUGCAUCGUCGCUACCCAGGCUUCAGGCAUCCUGAGCAGCACCAGUAAGACCAAACCAGUGGCCUCUGUGAGUGGGCAGUCGUCAGGAUGCUGCAUCACGCCGACUGGGUACCGCUCGCACCGCGUGGUGACAAAUGGUGUGCAGCCCCUCAAUCUCAGCCAGAACCAGCAAACGACAGUGCUGGCCUCACAGGAGAGAAGUGGAAACGCCGUCCCCCGUAGGCAGCAGGCUUACGUGGCGCCCCUCACGUCAACUAUUUCUCAGGCUCCCUACACGUUUCAGCACAGCAGCCCGGUGCAUCCCCACCUGGCCACGGCCAACGCGCACCUCUCCAGCCAGCCCCACAUGUACACGUACGCUCCGACCACGGCGGCCACGCUGGGCUCCACCACCUCCAUCGCCCACCUCUUCUCCCCUCAGGGCUCCUCGCGACACGCCACGUACGCUGCCCACCCCAGCACGCUCGUCCACCAGGUCCCCGUUAGCGUCGGCCCGAGUCUGCUCACCUCCGCAAACGUCCCGCCUGCCCAGUACCAACACCAGUUUGCUCCCCAGUCCUAUAUUGGUGCUUCCAGAGGAUCUGCUAUUUACACUGGAUACCCGCUGAGCCCUACGAAGAUCAACCAGUACUCGUACUUGUAGUUCCUACUAAAGCACUGUCCUGCUAUAGGCCCGAGAGAGCGGAGAAGGAUUUCAGGUGAACCUUUGCCUGGUAAUGACUGCCCGGUUUUCGUUUCUCCUUGAUCUGGUUGUGUGUUGUUCAAAAAUGUCUCUAGUGAGUUCAGUCACUAACUGAGCAGCAUGCUUUGUUACCAGUACGAGGGUCACUAAUUAAGUUUUUAAAGAUUUUGAUUACUUUUUAUAGAUGCUUUUAAAAAGUUCAUGGUUACGUUUAUUUAAAAUUGUUCUGUUGUGCUAAUCGAUAGGAGAAAGACAAUUAGUGUCUGGGAAGACAGAUCCUGAUGACUUUUUUUAACUUGUGUAACUUAAACAAAAAGACUAGCAGAUUAUAUUUUAGCAGCUUGCACAAAUCCAUGUUGCCACUAAAAAAGUAAUGCACGUUUAUCUCAUUGUGUUGCUGGGGCAGUUUUAAAAUCAAGUUUAAUACUUUAACUUUUGUUCUCUAAUACACUUUGUCUCUAACAAA